AUGAAUAAUUUUUUCUUCGUCUCACUUUUGAUACUUAUCGGUUUGAGUGCAGCUUUUAACAUUGAUGAUAUUACAUCUCAUAAUCAUCAUCAUUUAAAUCAAAUUUCUCCAAUUAAUGAAAAACAACGUAUAUUUCAAAAUGCUAUGAAAAACUUUAUUAAUAUGAAAAGAAGUGAAAGUCAUAGUAUCGAUGAUGAAAAGCAGCAAUAUCCAUUAUCACAUACAAAAACAUCGAUCGAAUCAAUGUCGGCCGAUUCAUCUCUUAAAUUGCCUGAAGAUUUUGCUUGUCUUGAAGCUUGUAACACAUGUAUUGAAGAUUAUCCAGCAGCUAUUAAAUCAUCAGAGGAUUGUGGUCCAGUAUGCGAAUGUGCUAAUAGCUGUUCUUAUAUGUCAAUCGAACAGAUUGAUAUAAUUUAUGGUCAAAGCGCAUCACGACGAGCUGGCAAAGGUUGCUUUUUAAAAGUCUAUGUUCAACUACUUAACAAUAUGAAGAAUACUCAUCACAUUAAAUAA
This is a messenger RNA of Rotaria sordida, 513 nucleotides long. NCBI's taxonomy places the organism in Eukaryota, Metazoa, Rotifera, Eurotatoria, Philodinida, Philodinidae. The record is from the annotation of a GenBank genome assembly.